Molecule: messenger RNA, 1085 nt
Organism: Gossypium arboreum
Lineage: Eukaryota; Viridiplantae; Streptophyta; Magnoliopsida; Malvales; Malvaceae
Product: inosine triphosphate pyrophosphatase
Exons: 8
Coding region: 137-745 (202 amino acids)
Biological process (GO): nucleoside triphosphate catabolic process
Cellular component (GO): cytoplasm
Molecular function (GO): nucleoside triphosphate diphosphatase activity
Source: RefSeq, a predicted model, not a curated record
AUCUCAUAGUUAAAAUUUUUAAAUACUUGAAAGUAGAAAAAAUGGUAUAUUUGAGGGCUAAUUUUGCAGUUAAGCCAAAAUCGAAAUAUAUUACACAUAGACUAACUUGAACUGCCGAGGAAAAAAAGGAGGGUAAAUGGCGGCGGCGGCGUCGAGGGCAGUGUUGGUCUCACGGCCGGUAACGUUCGUAACUGGAAAUGCCAAGAAGCUGGAAGAAGUGAAAUCCAUCUUGGGUCAAUCCAUCCCCUUCCAAUCCCUCAAGCUUGACCUGCCUGAACUGCAAGGAGAACCGGAAGAAAUAUCCAAAGAAAAGGCUCGUUUGGCUGCUGUCCAGGUGAAUGGACCAGUGUUGGUUGAAGAUACAUGUCUUUGUUUCAAUGCACUAAAGGGUCUUCCAGGGCCAUACGUCAAGUGGUUUUUGCAGAAGAUUGGCCAUGAAGGUUUGAAUAACUUGUUGAUGGCAUACGAGGAUAAGUCAGCUUAUGCUUUAUGUGCGUUUUCUUUUGCCCUUGGUCCUGAUGUUGAACCUGUUACCUUUCUGGGAAAAACCCCGGGUAAAAUAGUUCCGGCCAGGGGACCCAAUGACUUUGGAUGGGAUCCUAUUUUUCAGCCUGACGGCUAUGUCCAAACUUAUGCGGAGAUGCCGAAGGAAGAGAAGAACAAGAUUUCUCACCGGUCAAGGGCUCUUGAUAUGGUGAAAUCCCACUUUGCCGAAGCAGGAUACAAUUUCAGCACCUCCAACUAAAGAGUGAGCCAUAUCUGUCUUUGUUGUUACCAUUGUAUGGUAGAUUCUUAGACUGUUACAAGCCUUCUCCACCAUGUUCACUUCUGAUUUCUAUAAAGGGUAUAUCAGGAACAGUGGAAACAGUGAAAGCAAGUUUCUCGCAUGGAAAACAUUGAAGAUUACAUUUUAUAUAAAUCUAUAUUCCUAGUGCUUAGUUUGGGAAAAAAAUCUCUGGUAUUAAAAAUCAUUGAGAACCGCAAUCUUAACACCGCGAAUUAUAAUUGAGCGCCAGUUUCAGUUUAUUUUGAACAAUUGAGUACUUCUCUACAAGUUGAAAUGGAUGUUCCUAUAUUGUCUUGAA